AACAGCAGUUUUACAAUUGACCUCUGGACACAAUUUCAUAUUCCGUAUAUUGGUGUAACUAUUCAUUGGCUAACAUCUGAUUUCGAACUUCGACAAGGACUUUUAACUAUCGAAAAAUUUCCUUAUGGACAUUCUGGAAUUAGCGAUAAUGCAACGAAUAUGACAGCUGCACUACAACAAUUUAAUUAUCAACAUAUUAAUUGUUAUGCUCAUACGCUUCAACUUGCAAUAAAUGAAGUUAGAAAUGAUGGAAAUAAUUUGGAAAUUUUAUUAUUGGAUGAUAAUGAAUGGUCAGCAUUGCAGGAUUUAUUAAAACCCUUUGUUCAAAUUACGGAUAUUAUCGGUGGAAGUCAAUACCCAACGUUAAGCAUAAUGUGCCCAGUCGUAAUCAAACUCAAGUCCCAUCUUGUUGAUUUUAAAUCUCAUACCAAUCAAAUAAUUAAAAUCAGAGAUCCUAUUAAGCAACAAAUAGUAAUGUGUUGGCAAGAUAUUUUGUUAAUGGGAGGUUUCUUCUGUACAAAACGAAAUGCUACGAUGUUACAAAUUCCAACACUUUCUCUCAACGAUCCAUUAUAUCUUACGGAAAAUCCACUUAUAUUGUGGAAAUUACAUCAUAAAGCAUUGCCUAUUCAUCCAAGCCCGUAA
Messenger RNA from Ambispora gerdemannii, 645 nucleotides. Lineage: Eukaryota; Fungi; Glomeromycota; Glomeromycetes; Archaeosporales; Ambisporaceae. The record is from the annotation of a GenBank genome assembly.